AUGGCACGCGGAUACUGCACAGAAGUCAGUGCGCAAUGUCCCGUAGAAGCAACCACCUAUGGAUAUCGACCUAAUCUUGGAGGCGACAUCUUCUUUUGUGUGGUGUUUGGAAUCCUCUUCUUCGCUCAACUUUUCCUUGGAAUCAAAGCUCGCCUGAAGGGCUUCACCUUCGCUGUCAGCAUUGGAUGUUUCGGAGAAUGUGUCGGCUACAUCGGCCGACUUAUCAUGCACAACAACCCAUGGAGUCAAACGGGCUUCAAGAUUCAGAUUGUCUGUCUUAUUCUAUCGCCGUCCUUCCUGGCCGCUGGAAUUUACCUCACGAUUAAGCACCUGGUCAUCCACUUCGGCCCUCAAUAUUCUAGACUAAAGCCCACUCUCUACACCUGGAUCUUCAUCUCCGCCGAUGCAGCCAGUAUCCUUGUCCAAGCUGCUGGAGGUGGCAUUGCCGCCGGCGAGCAGACUGACUUGAUCAAGAUCGGAAACUCAAUCAUGGUUGCUGGUAUUUGCGUCCAGGUUGCUACUAUGGCUCUCUGUGGUCUUGUCGCUGCAGACUUCUUCUUCCGCCGCUACAGAUCCCGCGAGGCUCAAAACAACCUUGACGACCCGAUGACUCGCUCAACCCCUGGCUUCAAGUUCUAUGUUGGCGCCUCGACUCUCGCCUUCAUCACCGUCUUCAUUCGUUCCGUGUACCGUAUUCCUGAGAUGNNGAUGGUCUGUAUCGCUGCCAUCGCCCUCACCGUCGCCCACCCUGGAGUCUUCUUCCCCCAAAUCAAGGAGCACAAGAAGCCCAAGAAGGAGAAGAAGAGCAAGAAGAACAAGAAGGCCGAGGAGGCUGGACUAGAACUGUCAAGCAGUGGUGACAGUGUAUAA
Molecule: messenger RNA, 870 nt
Organism: Aureobasidium musti
Lineage: Eukaryota; Fungi; Ascomycota; Dothideomycetes; Dothideales; Saccotheciaceae
Source: the annotation of a GenBank genome assembly